UGUUUGCUGUGCGGAGUGCUUUACCUGGGCACCCAAGUUUUCCUUGCAGCAUUUCUGCUGCUGCUGUCUAUUUGCUAAGAGUGACCAGGGGUUACAGCAGCGUCGCCAGGCAACGAGGGACAGCAGUCCCGUUUAAGAGCCAUUUGUCACACUGAGGGGACUGGUUGAAAUGCAAUAAAGAAAUGAUACCAGCUGCUACUCAUGUCUUCGCCGUUGCUAAGAACGUGUUUGGUAUUGCCUCAGUGUGAAAACGUGUCUGCAGUUUCCCGAAAAUGGAGUAUCUCAAUGUUACUUAAAGUACCCUGCUUUAAAGUGUUGCUGGCAAGUGGCAUGGCCUGAUUAUUUAUUUAGGAAUGUUUUUUCAGGAGGAGAAUGCUUUUUUUGUAAACAUGAAUUGCCUGAUUCUUUCACUGGGCUGUGGCUUCUUGUCUCAGGUCAUCGAAACGCUGAUCUUUGCCUAUUUUGCUUCUAUAUCAUUGGCUGACUCCCAGGGUCUUUUCCCAAGGCUGGAGAACGUGGGAGCUUUCAAGAAUGUUUCAAUUGUGCCAACCCAAGCAACGUGUGGACUCCCAAACCGAAGCACAUUUUGUCAUAGCUCUGCUGCUGCUGAAAGUAUUCAGUUCUGUACCCAGCGGUUUUGCAUUCAGGAUUGCCCAUACAGAUCUUCAACCCCGACGUACACCGCCCUCUUCUCAGCAGGCCUCAGUAGCUGCAUCACAGCAGACAAGAAUGAUCUGCAUCCCAAUUCCCAUAGCAAUUCUACAAGUUUUAUUUUUGGAAAUCACAAGAAUUGCUUUUCUUCUCCUCCUCCUCCUCUUCCAAGGCUGGCGGCAUCGUUUACUUUAGCUGUGUGGUUGAAACCUGAGCAAGAAGGUGUAAUGUGUGUUAUAGAAAAGACAGUGGAUGAGCAGAUUGUGUUCAAACUUACAAUAUCUGAGAAAGAGACCAUGUUUUAUUACCGCACAGUAAAUGGUUUGCAGCCUCCAAUAAAAGUAAUGACACUGGGGAGAAUUCUUCUGAAGAAAUGGAUUCAUCUUAGUGUGCAGGUUCAUCAGACAAAAAUCGGCUUCUUUAUCAAUGGUUUGGAGAAGGAUCAUGCAGCUUUUGAUGCAAGAACUCUAAGUGGUUCAAUUACAGAUUUUGCCUCUGGUACUAUGCAAAUAGGACAGAGUUUGAACGGUUUAGAGCAGUUUGUUGGAAGAAUGCAAGAUUUUCGAUUAUACCAAGUGGCUCUUACAAACAGAGAGAUUCUGGAAGUUUUUUCCGGAGACCUGCUUAGAUUGCAUAUCCAGUCACACUGCCGCUGCCCUGGCAGCCACCCUCGGGUCCAUCCUUUGGGACAGCGAUACUGCAUUGCUAAUGACGCAGAAGACACAACCGAUAACAGAGUGUCGCGGUUGAAUCCCGAAGCCCAUCCUCUCUCUUUUGUCAAUGAUAACGACAUCAGUACUGCCUGGGUUUCAAAUGUGUUUACAAACAUUACCCAGCUUAAUCAAGGAGUGACUAUUUCAGUAGAUUUGGAAAAUGGACAGUAUCAGGUGUUUUACAUUAUCAUUCAGUUCUUUAGUCUACAACCAACAGAAAUAAGGAUUCAAAGGAAGACAGGGGAUGGUUCCGAUUGGGAGGACUGGCAAUAUUUUGCUAGAAAUUGCAGUGCUUUUGGAAUGAAGAACAAUGGAAAUUUGGAAAAUCCUGAUUCUGUCAACUGUCUUCAGCUUUCCAAUUUUACUCCGUAUUCCCGUCGCAAUGUCACAUUUAGCAUCCUGACACCUGGACCAAAUUUUCGACCUGGAUACAAUGACUUCUAUAAUUCCCCAUCUCUUCAGGAGUUUGUAAAAGCCACAAAAAUAAGGUUUCAUUUCCGUGGACAAUACUAUACAACUGAGACUGCUGUCAACCUCAGACACAGAUAUUACGCGGUGGAUGAAAUCACCAUUAGUGGGAGAUGUCAGUGCCAUGGUCAUGCCGAUAAUUGUGACACGACAAGCCGGCCAUACCGAUGCCUCUGCUCUCAGGAAAGCUUCACUGAAGGACUUCAUUGUGAACGCUGCUUGCCUCUUUAUAAUGACAAGCCUUUCCGACAAGGUGAUCAAGUUCAUGCUUUCAACUGUAAACCUUGUCAAUGUAACAGCCAUUCCAGAAGCUGCCACUACAACAUCUUGGCAGACCCAUUUCCUUCUGAACACUUCAGAGGUGGAGGAGGAGUUUGUGAUUAUUGUGAGCAUAACACUACGGGAAGGAACUGUGAGCUGUGCAAGGAUUACUUUUUCCGACAAGUUGGUGCAGAUCCUUCAGCCAUAGAUGUUUGCAAGCCCUGUGAUUGUGAUAAAGUUGGCACUAGAAACAGCAGCCUCCUUUGUGAUCAGAUUGGAGGCCAGUGUAAUUGUAAGAGACAUGUGUCUGGCAGACAGUGCAAUCAGUGCCAGAAUGGAUUCUACAAUCUACGAGAGUUGGAUCCUGAUGGCUGCCGUCCCUGUAACUGCAAUACCUCUGGGACAGUGGAUGGAGAUAUUACCUGUCACCAAAAUUCAGGCCAGUGCAAGUGCAAAGCAAAUGUUAUUGGGCUUAGGUGUGAUCAUUGCAAUUUUGGAUUUAAAUUUCUCCAAAGUUUUAAUGAUGAUGGAUGUGAGCCCUGCCAGUGUAACCUCCAUGGCUCAGUGAACAAAGUCUGCAAUCCUUUUUCUGGGCAGUGUGAGUGCAAAAGAGAAGCCAAAGGACUUCAGUGUGACACCUGCCGAGAAAACUUUUACGGGUUGGACAUCACUGGUUGUAAGGCCUGUGAUUGCGACACAGCUGGAUCCGUCUCUGAGACUGUCUGUGAUCCUAAAACGGGGCAGUGCGUCUGUAAGCUCAAUGUUGGAGGAAGACAGUGCAACGAAUGUUUGGAAGGAAACUUCUAUCUACAGCAAAAUAAUUCUUUCCUCUGUCUGCCUUGUAACUGUGAUAAGACUGGAACUAUAAAUGGCUCUCUGCUGUGUGACAAAUCAACAGGACAGUGUCCUUGCAAAUUUGGGGUAACAGGUCUUCGCUGCAAUCAGUGUGAGCCUCACAGGUACAAUUUGACCAUUGACAAUUUUCGUGGCUGCCACACGUGUGAGUGUGACUCCUUGGGGACAUUACCUGGGAGUAUUUGUGACCCAGUCAGUGGCCAGUGCCUAUGCUUGCCUAAUCGUCAAGGAAGAAGGUGUAAUCAGUGUCAACCAGGUUUUUAUAUUUCUCCAGGCAAUGCCACUGGCUGCCUGCCAUGUUCAUGCCACACAACUGGUGCAGUUAAUCACAUCUGUGAUAGCCUAACUGGUCAGUGCGUUUGCCAAGAUGCUUCCAUUACUGGGCAAAGUUGUGAUCGAUGUAAAGACCGUUACUUUGGAUUCGAUCCUCAGACUGGAAGAUGUCAGCCUUGUAAUUGUCAUCUCUCAGGAGCCUUGAAUGAAACCUGUCACUUGGUCACAGGCCAGUGUUUCUGUAAACAAUUUGUCACUGGCUCAAAGUGUGAUGCUUGUGUUCCCAGUGCAAGCCAUUUGGAUGUCAACAAUCUAUUGGGUUGCAGCAAAACUCCAUCCCAGCAACCUCCACCCAGAGGACAAGUUCAAAGUUCUUCUGCUAUCAGUCUCUUCUGGAGUCCACCUGAUUCUCCAAAUGCCCACUGGCUUGCUUACAGUUUACUCAGGGAUGGUUUUGAAAUCUACACAACUGAAGAUCAAUAUCCAUACAGUAUUCAACACUUCUUAGACACUGACCUGUCUCCAUAUACCUCGUAUUCCUAUUACAUCAAGACCACCAAUGUGCAUGGUUCAACAAGGAGUGUAGCUGUCACUUACAGGACAAAACCAGGGGUCCCAGAGGGAAACUUGACCUUGAGUUAUAUCAUUCCUAUCAGCUCAGACUCUGUGACACUUACCUGGACUGCACUUUCAAAUCAUUCUGGUCCUAUAGAGAAAUAUAUUUUGUCCUGUGUUCCUCUGGCUGGCAGUCAGCCCUGUGUUCCCUACGAAGGUCGUGAAACCUCAGCUACCAUCUGGAAUCUGGUUCCAUUCACCAAGUACUAUUUUUCUGUACAGGCGUGUACUAGUGGGGGUUGUUUACAUAGCUCGCCUAUUGCAGUGACCACAGCCCAGGCCCCUCCCCGAAGGCUGAGUCCACCUGAGGUACAGAAAAUCAGCGCUACAGAACUUCAUGUGGAAUGGUCCCCACCAAUGGAGCCAAAUGGAAUAAUUAUAAGAUAUGAACUAUACAUGAAGAGAUUGAGAUCUACUGAAGAAACCAUUUCUGAAGAAAGUCGAGUUUUUCAGAGCAGUGGCUGGCUCAGUCCUCACCCGUUUGCAGAAUCAGCCAAUGAAAAUGCAUUAAAACCACCUCAAACAGCUACAACCAUCACUGGCUUGGAACCAUACACCAAGUAUGAAUUUAGAGUCUUAGCUGUGAAUAUGGCCGGCAGUGUGUCUUCUGCCUGGAUCUCAGAAAGAACAGGGGAAUCAGCACCUGUCUUCAUGACCCCGCCAUCCGUCCUUCCCCUCUCAUCGUACUCUCUUAAUGUCUCCUGGGAGAAGCCAGCAGAUAAUGUUACAAGAGGAAAAGUUUUGAGAUAUAACAUCAAUAUGAUUUCUGAACAAUCACCUCAAAAAUCUAUUCCAGUGGUGUUCUCACAGCUAUUGCACGCUGCUAAACCUCAAGAGCUGUCUUAUGUUGUAGAAGGACUGAAACCGUAUAGGAUAUACAAGUUUACUGUUUCUCUUUGCAAUUCUAUUGGUUGUGUAACCAGUGCUUCGGGAGCAGGACACACUUUAGCAGCAGCACCAGCCCAACUGAAGCCUCCUCUGGUUAAAGCAGUCAACAGCACAGCAAUCCAUCUUAGGUGGUUUCCACCUGAAGAACCAAACGGACCCUCUCCUAUAUAUCAGCUCGAGAGGAGAGAGUCAUCUCUACCAGCUCUGAUGGCCACAAUGAUGAAAGGAAUUCGUUUCACAGGAAAUGGGUAUUGUAAAUUUCCCAGCUCCACUCACCCAGUCGAUACGGACUUUACUGGUAAGUGUGUUUGACACUGCUUUAUUUAAGAGACUCUAAGCCCCAAGGUGUUUUCUAUCAUUUUGAUAUCCCUUUACAAUGAACUUUUACUGUACCUAUUUAUAGGAAUACUAAUUCAGCCCUUUUAUAGCUAUAGCCUGAUUGUGUCAACAUGUCUAUCUUGUUAGUAUUCUGGAAAAAAAAAAGUGAGGUAAGUGAAAGAAAGAAGGAAAAAAAAAAGGUCUCGGAGAGGCAGCCUUAUUGGAUCAAAGCAUGUGCUGGAGAUGGUUCUCAGACACCAGUAGCCAGAACCCACUCCUCCAAAUAUUAUUCACUGUGUUCUGUGGGCAAAUGAGUUUGAGGAAUGUUGCGUGCUAUUGGAGAGUCUCAAUGUGCAUCAUGUUAUUAAAGCUCCUAAAAAGAAUUAUAAGAAAGCUAUUUACCUUUGUUUAGAUAAGCAUGCCUAACAGGUAUUUUUUUUUCCUGUUUUUUUCUUUUUAGUAUAACAGCUAUUAAUAUCUAAUGUUCUGUGGAGAACAUUAUGGGAAAAACUAAUUUCAGGGAAGAAGUAACUUCUCUGGGCCAGGACUAUGGUAAAGCAAGUGAGGCUCUUGCCUAAGGCAUAAAAUUUGAAGGUGCUAAAAAACUCAGUGGUCAUGUACAUAUUUUAAUGCAACAUUUUUACAAAUGGAAAUCACUGCAAGAAAUUCACAAAAAAUACCAAAAUUUUAAAUAAAGACAGAAUUGGACCCUGCAUUGCACAUCCCUGCCUUACUGGCCUUACCCUAUUCCUGGCCUUAUAGUGCCGCAAUAUUCUGGAAGUUCCAUGAACUCCACGAAUUAGAAUUCCUAGAAGCACUACUUCAGUAUAAAGCUAUAGCUAUUCAUGACACAUACUUCACUUUUCCAAUUCAAAACAAUUACAACGUAUAAGAUAUAUAUUAUUCUGUAAACUUAUAAAGAUAUUCAUUUAAUCCAUGAGAAAGUCAUUUUGGAGCAAAUAGUCUUUAAAAUAUUGCAUAUGUGAGGACAAUGAAAUGGAAUUUGAGCCGUACAAAAUUUUAUUGUUUUCACCUAAAAUAGUAAAUAGUUUGCUUUUUGUUGAGGCUGGCUGCUGAUGUACGUUUGUAAUGAAUCAUGAUUAUGUUGUAGCUGAGAUAUAUUGAGAUUAAUGCAUGCUUAACUACUACUCUCCCAGCACAUCAAAAUCAUCACUGAAUAUUAGAAGUCACACUAUUGAGCUCCUCUCCCCUAAAAUUCUCAACUCUGCUUCAUAAUCUUAAAAGGGCAAAAAAAAAAAAAAAAAA
Messenger RNA from Propithecus coquereli (Coquerel's sifaka), 6308 nucleotides. Its product is annotated as usherin-like. Gene Ontology annotation, molecular function: protein binding. Lineage: Eukaryota; Metazoa; Chordata; Mammalia; Primates; Indriidae. The coding region runs from base 354 to 5036 and encodes 1560 amino acids. The transcript is spliced from 21 exons. The record is from RefSeq and is a predicted model, not a curated record.